AUGGCCCAGGCGUCGACUAUCGGGUUCCGGUUUGAGCGUUCGCUCUCCCGCGCGCCUGCUCGCGUCGGUUCGCGCGAUACCUCGAGCGCGCGUCUUCGCGCGCCCGCGCGUAGGCCCGUCCCGCGCUCCCUGGGUGGGGAGAAGAGGGGAAACGCGGUGCGGAUCUCCGCAUCCUCGGGCGCUUCGGAAAGUUCCCCGUUCCGCAUGAUCGUCCUCCGGCACAGCGACAGCUGCACUCAGGACGCAGAUCUCCGCGAUCACGACAGGCCGCUCACGUCCUGGGGCCGGACCGCGGCGGCGAAGCUGUGCUCCGAGCUGGUCGCCAAGGGAUGGGCCGAACCGGACCUCGUCCUCUGCUCUGCGUCCACGCGCUCGAGGGAGACCCUCGGCGAGAUGGUCCGAACGCACGCGCCCCUCGGUAAGGCCGAGACCCACUUCAUGGGAUCGCUCUACGCCUUCGCCGCGAUGGACGGCCUGACCGCGGACCACCUCAGGGAGACCGUGGCCGGGCUCGUCGAGCGCGAAGGCGGCAGGGACAACCGCGUCAGGACGGUCAUGGUCAUCGGGCACAACAAGGGCUGGGAGGAGGCGGCGACGGACUUCGCCGGGCAGACCGUCAAGCUCAGGGUCGCGAACGCCGCGCUGCUGGAGUUCGCGGGCGAAGGGGCGGGGACGUGGGCGGAGGCUUUCAAUCAGAACGCGUGGAGGCUCACGGGCGUCGCCAAGCACGGCUUGCGCGAACCCGAGAAGGAGUGCGAGACGGAGUUCGGCGGCGACGGCGACGGGCCCAUGCCCAUGCCCGCGUGAUUGUAAGGCGCCGGUGACUGCCCGCACGCCACGGCUUUUCGGUUCUGUGUGUUCGAUUACGUUCGGGGGGUGGGGUGUAACAACAGGGAUUUUUUUGUUCGACAAGAGUCAAUUGCCAAC
Messenger RNA from Micromonas commoda, 927 nucleotides. RefSeq lists its product with no specific name. The record is from RefSeq and is a predicted model, not a curated record. The transcript has a single exon. Lineage: Eukaryota; Viridiplantae; Chlorophyta; Mamiellophyceae; Mamiellales; Mamiellaceae. The coding region runs from base 1 to 807 and encodes 268 amino acids.